GGAGUCUCCGGGCUUGUUUCGAAUGGGUUAUCGUGAGCAAGAAGAAAUCGACACAUUCGGCAGCGGCUGUAAUGCCAACCUCGGCGUCGCAAGGGAAUCUUGGAGACGGUGGGAUGGAUUCAGUUUUUCGACAAGCCACAGACCAAACGAGAAGAGAGUCAGGACUUUCAGGCCUCGAUCACCAACGAUCUCCCUCAAGGAUCACCUACUUUCACAUGCGAACUCUCCCAGGGCGAAUCAAAUCUUGUCCAACUCUCUGGAGGAAUCGUUGGGGUUGCGUAGCACUAAACCACAAAUUAAUGGUUGCAACAGGGGAACUAGGAAAUUAAAGGUGGUUGCUCC
Messenger RNA from Neurospora tetrasperma FGSC 2508, 342 nucleotides. RefSeq lists its product as uncharacterized. The transcript has a single exon. Lineage: Eukaryota; Fungi; Ascomycota; Sordariomycetes; Sordariales; Sordariaceae. The record is from RefSeq and is a predicted model, not a curated record. The annotation marks the transcript as partial.